This is a messenger RNA of Vigna angularis (adzuki bean), 778 nucleotides long. RefSeq lists its product as uncharacterized. The transcript has a single exon. The record is from RefSeq and is a predicted model, not a curated record. Gene Ontology annotation, molecular function: carbohydrate derivative binding; isomerase activity. NCBI's taxonomy places the organism in Eukaryota, Viridiplantae, Streptophyta, Magnoliopsida, Fabales, Fabaceae. Gene Ontology annotation, biological process: carbohydrate derivative metabolic process. The coding region runs from base 16 to 636 and encodes 206 amino acids.
GCGCGAAGAAGGGUGAUGGCUUCUAAUUCUGGUUCUAUCUCCCAAGGGGCUUCGAUGGCCACAGAAAUCUGCUCCCAGAUAGCCUCCAUAUUUUCAAAGCCCACGCAUCCAUACCCGCCCCCACUGGACCUUCUGGUCACCGAGCUCGCCUCCGUUGCCUCUCAAAACGGCCGCGUUUUUCUUUACGGGGUGGGCCGCGAGGGCCUCAUGCUCAAGGCCCUCUGCAUGCGCCUCUUCCACCUAGGCCUCUCGGCUCACUUCAUCUUCGAUAUGACCACUCCCCCCAUCGCCGCUGCCGAUCUCCUCAUCGCUUCCGCUGGCCCCGGCGGUUUCUCCACCGUCGACGCCCUCUGCGCCGUGGCGCGCUGCCACGGCGGAAGGGUGCUGCUCCUCACUGCCCAGCCCGAGACCGGAUCGUGCGUGAAACACGCUAACGUUGUGGCUUACGUGGCAGCGCAGACCAUGGCCGAUGAUGCGGACGUUGCAGAGGAUGCGAAAUCUCGACCGUUGCUUCCAAUGGGAAGUGUAUACGAAGGGGCACUGUUUGUUCUGUUUGAGAUGGUUGUUUACAAGUUGGGUGAGGCCUUGGGUGAGACCCCUGACGCCGUUCGAUCUCGCCACACUAACCUUGAAUGAAAAAGUUAUAUGAGCGGCUCGAUCAUGCCAUGUGUGGUGCCAAGCGAAAAACUGUACGGAGAUAUAACUGUUUAAACAUUCGUACAAUCCAUCUGAAAAUUAGCUUUUGUUGUGCUAAGAGUUUGGUUACCAUAUUUGUCAA